This is a messenger RNA of Aspergillus wentii DTO 134E9, 980 nucleotides long. RefSeq names its product putative MFS efflux transporter. Gene Ontology annotation, cellular component: membrane. Gene Ontology annotation, molecular function: transmembrane transporter activity. The coding region runs from base 90 to 806 and encodes 238 amino acids. The transcript has a single exon. NCBI's taxonomy places the organism in Eukaryota, Fungi, Ascomycota, Eurotiomycetes, Eurotiales, Aspergillaceae. The record is from RefSeq and is a predicted model, not a curated record. Gene Ontology annotation, biological process: transmembrane transport.
GUAUCGGAGGGAUAGCAGGACCUCUCAUAGCAACGGCCUUGGUGUCUCACGGGGUCCGCUGGUCAUUCUACUACUCUAUCAAUCUGGCCAUGUCCCUUUUCAACCUAGUCUUUGCAGCAUGGAGUUUCCAUAACUACGAGAAAGACUUGCCAGCUCAGCUACUGACAGCACUCCAGCAGACUGCUUCUCGUCAAGAGCAAAAUGAUGAUGCGCCCAGUAGAAAGGAAGUUCUCAAGCAAGCCGUGAAAAACAAGACUACCCUGCUCGGUUCGCUGUUCAUUUUCGCAUACCAAGGUGCAGAAGUGUCUAUCUCCGGCUGGGUUGUCUCGUUUCUCAUUAGUUAUCGUCAUGGGGAUCCGUCGCGUGUUGGUUAUGUUAGCGCUGGAUUUUGGGCAGGCAUCACUGUUGGACGGUUUGUCCUGUCCCAUCCAGCCCAUAAGUUCGGAGAAAAGGUCGCUGUCGUCUUGCUUGUGCUGGGAUCAAUUGCGUUUCAGCUGAUGACCUGGUUCAUUCCCAACGUGAUCGGGGAGGCUGUCACGGUGGCCCUCGUGGGAUUGCUGCUCGGGCCAGUCUACCCUUGUGCCACAGCGGUUUUCAGUAAGCUACUUCCUAGACAUAUUCAGAUGUCGAGUUUGAGCUUUACAAGUGCGAUGGGCAGUAGUGGAGGAGCUGUGGCACCUUUCUUUACGGGUCUACUGGCACAGAAUGUGGGAACUGUGGUUCUGCAUCCUAUCUGCAUUGGCUUAUACGUGGUGAUGCUCGCCGCUUGGCUAUCACUGCCCAAGAUUUCCAAGAGAUCGGAAUAGUGUGUAUCUGGACAUUGGCCCGAGAUAUCAUUGAUUACAUGAGGUUACGAUAUUCUUUCAUUGGAUUUGCUGGAUUUAGUGGUGAAAAUUGCUUUCCCUGAUUUAUUUCGAAAGGAAUUGUGUAGGAAGAACAGAUAUAUCCAUUAUCAUGGUUGGAAAAUAAUUCAAGACAAU